Messenger RNA from Cylindrotheca closterium, 2187 nucleotides. The record is from the annotation of a GenBank genome assembly. NCBI's taxonomy places the organism in Eukaryota, Bacillariophyta, Bacillariophyceae, Bacillariales, Bacillariaceae.
AUGCAUUCCUCCUUCCUGCGGCGAGCUGCUCGCAAAGCACCCCUCCGAGCACAGCUAUCGAGAAGUCAUCGUCUCGCUAAUUCGGUGGAAUCUUCGUCCCAUCGCCAUUCAGUUUCUUCCAAUUCUUUCACCACGACUGCGUGUCCUUCCAUUUCCGCAGCCAAUACACAUGGACCCCUGGUUCCCAUUGCUCGAAGCUUUUCGGUAUCCCCAGAGCUAAUAGAAGAUGACGAGAACGAUGUCCCGUUUGAUUCUUCUUUUGAAUCCAAGGCAGAACCAGUGAGCCCAUCCAAACCGAUUCGAUUCGAAGAUUUAGACCUUCAUCCAAAAACACUGAAAGCAUUACGGCGGCAAGGGUUGCACAAGACAACUGAGAUCCAGGAGAAAACCUUUGACGUGAUCGUGUCUGGAAAAGAUGUCGUAGGAAGGGCACGAACAGGAACUGGAAAGACUCUCUCUUUUCUCCUGCCAUCCUUGGAAAGAAUUGUUCGUCAACAAGCCAAACGCCCACUGCCAGGAAUACAAAUGUUGGUGCUCUCGCCAACGAGAGAAUUGGCGGCCCAGAUUGCCAAGCAAGCUGAAACAAUAUGUGAACAUCAUGAUGCUAGUAUAACAUCACAGGUGAUGUUUGGUGGGUCGUCCAAAGACGAGGACAUUCGUCGCCUCAGUGCGAAAAGCCCCACUAUCUUGGUGGCCACCCCUGGUCGUCUGAAGGAUCAUCUGGCCAAGACCAAACUACGAGGAGGCAACCCGUUCAUCGACACACUUCAAAAUUUGCAAGUUUUGGUCCUCGAUGAAACAGACCGACUAUUAGAUAUGGGAUUUAGACAAGACAUUCAAGACAUUCUGUCUUGCUUACCACGCAAGCGACAAACCUUGUUGUUCUCGGCAACCUUGCCUCUUUCGGUUCGCUCCGUCAUUGAUGAGGCUACUGCCAACAGCAGCAACGGGGGAUAUGAAUUGGUGGAUUGUAUCCAAGAUGAAGAUCCGGCAUCCCACACCAAUGCUCGUACCGAACAGCGCCACGUGGUUUUGCCAGCCCAUCGUUUUUGGACCGGUUCUAUGGAAUUGCUUCUGGAUUUGAUGGAGGAUAAGAAGGCAAAGAUCAUGGUAUUCUUUCCCAUGACAAGCCUGGUACAACUCUACUCAAACUUGUUUCAACUACGUUUUGGACGACGAGUAUUGGAACUCCACGGACGUAUGCACCAGCGAGAACGAUCCACAAUUAGUCGACGCUUUCGCAAUGCCGCCAAAGGUGUUUUGUUUACAAGCGACGUCAGUGCUCGAGGUGUUGAUUACCCAAAUGUGACGCACGUGAUUCAAAUCGGUGCUGCCGGAUCGCGAGAAACCUACAUUCACCGUCUGGGAAGAACUGGAAGAGCCGGAAAGAAGGGACAGGGAUUGCUUGUGUUGCCUGAGAUCGAGGAACACUUUUUGCAAGAUUUAGAGGGACUAGUCUUGCCACUGGACGGAAAACUUCAAAACCAAUUGGACAAGGUGAUGCCCUCCAAGCUUCUAAUGGAUGAGCUGGGGCCUGUUGCACAGGACGUUCGAGUUGGAAAGGAUCGCAAGUUGGAACAAUCCAUCAAGGAUGCCUAUCAAGCCAUGGUGGCAUACUAUUACCAGAGACUCGAAGAUCGUAACGAAACUGUUGACUUUGUGGCAACGAUCAAUGCACUGGCACAGAAUAUGGGCUUGAGUGAACUUCCUCCCAUUGAUUCCUACCGAGCACGCAAAAUUGGAAUCGACGACAUUCCAGGGCUGAAUAUUAGAGAUAGUUGGAAAGAUAAAGAUUGGUCCAGCGGAUGGGGAGAAGAGCCAGGUCGCCCAAAAAAGCCAUUCGGAAAGCCCAUUGGGGAUUUUGAAGGGGCAUUUGAUAGGCCAUCUGGACGAAAACAACACCACGAACGCACAAAAAGGAUAUGGGAAGCAUCACCCAAUGCAGGCCGCGGUCGGAGUCGGAAUCGAGACGGUGGUGGCAGUCGUAGCUCGUCACGGUAUGGCAACGAUCGAUCACAAGGCCCUCGUGCCGGAUUUCGAAGUAACCGCGAGGAAAGCGAGCCACAAUUUUUGAAGCUUGGAUGGAAGCACGGUCUUGCUGACCCACCAAAAAAUGAACGUAGCAACACUAGGAGGAAGAAUAAAGCCUUUCAAAGGUGGGAAUCUCCUGGGAUGACACCAAAAUAA